AUGGACUAUCAAAAUCAAAACACACAUCAUCACACUUCAGCGGUUCCUCGAUCACCAAACUUGAAUCAGGAAUCUUCAUCUUCUUUAUCAUUCAAUUCCAACUCGGUACACACGGCAAAUAGUACGACUGCACAUCCACGAAAUAUCAGUAAAAGGUAUCCUUCACCUUCACCUGGAUAUUCUCCUCCAACGAGAGAUCAUUCAGAUCUACCUCUACCAACCUACGAAGCAGAUUCGCCCAUCAGGUCAUCACCAUCAACUUUUGGUGUGGGUCAUAGAUUGUUACCAAGUAGAAUCAUGAGAGUCACAAGAUCAAAUGCCAAAACAUACUUGAAUCUAUCAAUCGCUUUCAAUAUCUUGUUAUUAAUCGCUAUUUUCUUACCUACAGAACAUGCCCACGGCAUAAUCGGUGAUAAAGCUUGGUCAAAGGUUGAAGAAUAUGGUUUAUUGAAAAGUAAAUGGGGUUCUUCCUCAACAGAUUUAGCACAAGCCGUGAUGGAGAAUAGAAGAGGUUGUAGUAUGUGUGAUGUCGAUCCAGAGUUCUGCGAGGAGUUUGGUGAGGCAAACUUGAACAAAGCACUAGAAUUUGCUGGUUCGAAUAAUCGACUUCGAAGGGUACUAGCCAAGAUCAGGAGUGGUCAACCCUUCACCGUCGGAGUAAUAGGAGGUUCAGUAUCGAAGGGGCAUGGACUCAAUGCGCCGGAUGGCGAUAACCCUCACACACCAAGAAAUCUGAAUAGAGUAGUAUUUGAUCACUUGGAUAGCUUAUUCCCAGCUGCCAAUGGUAUAUCAAAGGGUGAAAGUGGAAAGAAAAGUAAUAAAAACAGUAUAAUAAAUGGCGCUCAAGGUGGAAUGGGUACCGACUAUUUCUCUCUCUGUUUCAACGAGCAUAUACCGGAUGAUGUCGAUUUGGUGAUCAUUGAACUUGCUAUCAAUGAUGAAGUGCUCAUUCGAAAUAUGAACUCGUAUGAACUUCUAGUUCGUGGAUUGUACGAUCUGCCUAAUAAACCUGCUGUCAUAAACUUACAUGUCUUUGCUUUAAUGUUCCAAUACAUUGCCAAUGGAGGUGAUUUGCAUAAUGGUGUUGCCCAAUAUUAUGAUGUACCAACUAUUUCUAUGAGAAAUCCUAUAUUACCUCAAGUCAUGAAGAACACAACCAUGGUCAGACAUUUAUUCCACAAUCGAGUGCAGAAGACAGACUGGACCGAUCCCCUGGAUGAGAUCGAUUUGAGGCAUCUGUCAUGGCAAGGUCAUGAAAUGAUGGGUAAAUUGGGAUCCGUAUAUAUCGAUACUCAGCUCUGCGAAAUGGAUCGAAUAGAAUCGAGGUUUGGCCCCGAUGAAAAGAUAAAUUAUGAUGAGUUAUAUCCUGUCGAACCGUUGCCUCGAGCUCCCCUGAUGAAGAAGUUCAGUCCCACUUUUGUACUUCCUAAACUUUCACCGCAAUGUUACUCUGCCAAUGGGAUCAAGCAUCCUUUGAAACCAACCGAGCAGAAUGGGUGGCGACAUUGGAAUUGGAAAGAGAAACAUUACCUCGUAGCCGAUGAACCUGGAUCUAAGGUAUCGUUCAAGGUUUCCACAACGCUGGGCGAGGUACAAUUGCAUUAUCUCCGAUCGUAUCAAUACAACCUCGGUUCCGCGAGAUGUUGGAUCGACAAUGACACUGAUAAAGCCAUGAGGCUAGACGGGUAUUGGAAGGAGCCAUAUAAUAUCGGACGAGCUGCUACAAUCCGAGACAAUCUUACACCGGGAGAUCAUGUACUUCAUUGUGAAUUACUGAAGGAGACUGCCGAUCCCACAGGUGGUAAGGAAUUCAGAAUUAUAUCUGUGAUGAGGUAA
Messenger RNA from Kwoniella shivajii, 1836 nucleotides. RefSeq lists its product as uncharacterized. The record is from RefSeq and is a predicted model, not a curated record. The coding region runs from base 1 to 1836 and encodes 611 amino acids. The transcript has 12 exons. NCBI's taxonomy places the organism in Eukaryota, Fungi, Basidiomycota, Tremellomycetes, Tremellales, Cryptococcaceae.